Molecule: messenger RNA, 5973 nt
Organism: Petromyzon marinus (sea lamprey)
Lineage: Eukaryota; Metazoa; Chordata; Hyperoartia; Petromyzontiformes; Petromyzontidae
Product: transforming growth factor-beta-induced protein ig-h3-like
Biological process (GO): cell adhesion; extracellular matrix organization
Cellular component (GO): extracellular matrix
Molecular function (GO): cell adhesion molecule binding
Source: RefSeq, a predicted model, not a curated record
GCUGUUGACUGCUAAUCGCAAUGUAAACACGAGCCCUUAUCUGGCGGGUGGCCAUUGCUAAGCAGCUUGAUAUAAGGCCCUUUGCUGCGACUCGGCCACUUCCCACGAGGAGCAAAUCCCCGGUCUUCGCUCAGAACUCUUCCGAAUGGAGUGCAAGUGGAGCACUGGCUUUGCGGCUUUUCUGGUGUUGUGGUUAGUCCACAAUGCCUCAUCGUCCGCCAUAGACCGGCUACUCACUCACAGCCGGAUCCGUGCCAUAAAAGAAGGACCCAACAUGUGCGCUGUGCAGCAAAUCGAGAAUGGCAAGAAGUAUUUCUCGUCUUGCCAACUGUGGUACAGAAAGAAGAUUUGCAAUCGUCCUGCGACUGUCUCGUACGAAUGCUGUCCUGGUUACGUAUCUUUGUCCGGACAAACAGGCUGCCCAGCAAUUGUCCCACUAAACAGCAUUUACAAGACAGUCGACGGCCUCGGGAUCAAGGUCACCAAAGCGCGGGUGGACAAGGCAGACCUGGGAAGCGACCUGGAUGGGCCGGGCGCCUACACCUUCUUUAUGCCCACCAACGAGGCGUGGGAGAGAAUUCCCGCAGUGCAGGCAGCGGAGCUGGAGGACCCGGCGGUGCUCAAGUCGCUGCUGCUGUCGCACGCCGUCAACAAAAGGCUGCUCUCCCGACACCUCAAGUCCGGCUCUGCGCUCGCCUCCAUGCAGUCCGGCCGCUCCAUCUACGUGCAGCAGUCGCCCAACGGCAUCCUGACGGUGAACUGCGUUCGCGUGAUCAAGCCGAAUAUCCUGGCCACCAACGGGGUCCUGCACAUGGUCGACGGGAUCAUCCCAAGGGUCUCCAACAACAUCCGCAAAAUCCUGGAAGAGGACAGCGAGCUGUCAACGCUGAAGUUGGCGAUCCAGAAGGCUGGGCUGAUGGACAUGGUGACCAAGGAAGGCCCCAUCACUCUAUUAGCUCCAACCAACGCGGCAUUUGAGAAGGUUCCUGUGGACGUUAUGGAGCGCAUCCUGAAGGAUCCAACCUCCCUCAAAGCGCUCGUCACGCACCACAUCAUCCGCACGGUGCACUGCUCCGAGGCCAUCCUGAGCGGCUCCAGCGUGGACACGGUCGAGGGCUCCUCGCUGGUCAUCGGCUGCGACGGGGACCGCUUGACCAUCAACGCGGAGGCGGUGAUCGAGCAGAGGGACAUUGUGGCCACCAACGGUGUGGUGCACAAGGUCAGCGAGGUCUUCAUCCCCGACUUGGCCAAGACCGCCAUAGAGCUCACACAGACCGAGGAUCUAUCCAAGUUCUCCAACAUGUUUUCUGAAGAGGGUCUCCAGGCUUCCCUGAGGCCCAAUGUGGCCUACACGCUCCUCGCGCCCAACAACGAGGCCUUCACCGACAACACCAUGCAGGAGAUGUCCACGAACACCCGCGACAUUCUGCUCAACCACGUCAUCAAGAACCAGCACUCACUCUACCAGCUGUACGGUGGGCAGACGCUGGACACCCUGGGUGGGCGGAAACUGCGCGUGUUCGUCUACCCGACCGCGAUCUGCAUUGAGAACGCGUGCCUGGAGUCGCAGGAGCGCACCGGGCGGCGCGGGGCCGUGCUCGUCAUCAGAAAUGUCCUGCGCACGCCGAGCAAGAGCAUCAUGGACAGCCUGGAGAGCAGCCAGCACUUCAGCAUUUUGGUGGAGCUCAUAAAGGCGGCCGGCCUGAAACAGCAGCUUUCCCGAUCGGGGACUUUCACGAUCUUCGCCCCGACGAACGAAGCGUUCGCAUCGAUGACCGAGCUCGAGAUCAACGCGCUGAAGGCUGACCCAGACCUCCUGGAGAACAUCCUCAAGUUCCACAUGCUCAAUGAGGUCGUCGUGAGCGGCGGCAUCGCCAACAGGGUGACCAACUUCCUGACGACACGUCUCGGAGGAUCCUUAGAGGCCACGACGAAAAACGGCCACUGCAUGAUCAACGGGAAGGAGCUGGAUGAAACGGAUCAGAUGGCGACAAACGGAGUGAUCCAUUCUAUCAACACCUUCUUCAGGCCCAAAGAGGUCAGUGGCGUGUCCUUCAACUACGUGCACGGCAUGGUGAAGGUGACGAAAAUCACGAGGACCUUCCAGAGUUACACCGUCACGACGAGCAAGAGCAAGAGCAACUCGAAGCGCUCGGCUCUGCGGCCGGCCAAGGCUCCCAAGAAGAAGCCAGCGGAGAAGAGCUCCCGCGCCAAGUCAAACAGCAAGCAAUAGAGAACACACUCCGCCGUAUUUGGCCUGUCUUGUCAAGUAUAAAUGUCUCUUUCGGGGGGGGGUUAUUGUGUGGGUACGCGAGCAUGUUUGUGUGCGUGCGCAAGAUAUGGUCAUUUGUUGCAACGGAACCGUUUGGCCGGGUUCAGCUUGCGUUCACAUUGUCGCCAAGGGUCGUCGUCGCCGUCGUCAUCAUCUCGUGCCAGUUUUGCUCAAUGGGACCUGCCUCUGAUGAAUCUGACGUGUGAAAGGUAGGUGGGUAAAGGUGCAGCCCUGCACAUUCUUACCCGUGCAACUGCUCGUAGAAGGACCUCCGCUAGAGAGAGCUGUAGAGAUCCCCUCCCCCGGAUAUGUGGCCUACGUUCCCACGCUACACUUAACGCUAACAUAAACCUGAUCAAACAUUCACUCUCAAAUCUAAGCACUCAGCCCCAUGGUAAGUGUUUAUAUAAAUACCAAAACAAUUAUUGACUCAGAGGAAGAUUAUUUGGAACAAAAAAGCAUACGGCAACACACUUUUAAAUCUUUUUUUUUCCAACUCGUAAAAUGACACACGGUUCUGAGGGAUGGACUUUGCAGUGCCAACGUGGAUAGAUAACCAGCAUCGGGGGCAGCGGCCGGGAAGGCGAGCAGGACCGCAGGACCACCUCACUUUGUCUUGAAAUGAAUAAACAAGCUUCGGUGCUCUGCAUGGCCAAGACGAGUGAAUUAACGAUGCUACCGCAGGCGCAAUGGCCCACCGCCCAUACCCUGCAGCACAAAGCGUCACGUCGAAGGCAGCAUGCGGGAGUGCAGACUGACCACCAGUGGCACUCCGACGGUCGUCAAAAUAAUCUGAAUCGGCGAUUUCCGGCUCAAACGAGCAUCGAUGCGGUGCUCAUCUCCCGUUUACAGCCCUGAGCCGGUGGUGUAAAUUCCACGUUCAUGUGCCGGGGACAAGUAUGUCCGUAGGACAACCACUGUUGACUAACUCCACAGCGUGGUACUCGCGUAGUGUUGUGGACCCUGGAGGGAUGGUCGGCUGACUCAACCCCCCCUGCAUCUACCACUGAGCUACCUGGCCAGUUUGUUGCCUCAGGGUCUCCAAAGCACGACACUUUAUUGUAACCUUAAAUCCUGAUUCGCCGUACACAGACACGAUAGCCACUUAUAUCACUCGUUUCCCAGGCAAAAGAAUAUGCAUGUUAGUGUGUGUUAGGUUCUUGGCUUUACGCUAUCAGAUUUUCAAACUGACCUCGACCUAUCUACUUGAUGCCGACUCCAUUUCAUGCAAUCCGUGCAUUAGCACGGUUAGCUACGUACGGUGCGAAAGAAAUGCAACGUACAUACGUUGUUGCCAAUCUGUCUCAGACCGGAAGCUUCUCCCAAAGUUCCUGGGAGGGGUCAUCGAUCCACUGUUGGAUGAGGGCCUCAAGCUGUGUGGGUCAUCGGCGUGAUUUGACCGUGCCUCGCCACGCGAGUCAGUGCAGAUUGGUGUAGGCAGGCGGCAUUAGACGUUGGUGCAUAUCAGGUAGAUAAGUCCAUUUGAUUUUGUCUGCACUGCCCGCUGCUGCCCACCACGUAUAUCCUCACAGCGCAAUGCCGACCUGGUUCUCCGUGGCAGUCACCCACCCAAAGCAAUGCUCUCAAGCCGACUCGUGAGAGAUGACAACAACACAACAACACGCUAGGUGGUGCUUUUUUGGCAGUUUCUACUUUGAAUGUGACGAUUGUUCCAUUCGUGGAAAUGCGCCUUUGUCAAUUUCCCGGUCUGGUCAAGUUUUACGAGAUUUAAUGCGUUGCUCUUGGCCUUUAGAAACUGUAUAAAAUUAAACCGUAUACGUAUCUUAAAUGAUAAAUGGGUGGUCUGAUUACAGCUGGUUUUGAUUAGUUAUCUGUAUUCAGAGUGAAUUAACUGCCGUACGUAAAUUCAAAGAGUGCCGUUAGCUAAUAUAUUUAGAUCUAAAAGUAUGAGUUAAACAAGGAAAAGAAAAUGUGCAAAUAAAAUAACAGUGCCUAUCUUGGUAUUGCAAGGUGUAAAUGGGAAACGGUUGUUAUGACGGCAGUCAAUGUCUCAGGACUUGGGUAAUAUUGUAAGAUAACUAUUAUGCAUAAAAUGGAAAAUUUAGUGGGAAGUUGGUAAGCCAGACAGUGCCAUGACUAACGCCGCAUAAUCUCUUAAUGUCCUACAUAAAAUCGCGGUGUAAUUCACUCUAAUGGUCAAAGGUAACAGUUUGACUGUCGCCUGAUGAAGCUGGUUGUAAUUACUGGCGAAACGUCGUACUCGGAUUGUAAAUGUUGUGGCUUUGCUCUCCAACACACCGGCGUGCUGUACUAGUGACGAAUUGGCCACGUUCUGUUUACUCAACAAACCUUACUAAUUAGCUGUGUCGGGUGGUGGCGGGUUUAACGACACAUUUAUAUUUUUACACGAGCUAACCCAAAAAAACUUUAUUAUGAAUAGCAACAGUCUUUGGUAGACCAAAUGUAUUUAACUCUUGUGUAUGCAACAACUACACCUGAACGUGUUAAUAGGUACACUAUAUAUGACUCCUCUGAGAUAUGUAUCAUUGGCAUUUUUUUCGUGUGUUGAAAUUGCUUCUUUACAUAUUAAUUACCGUAGUUUCUUGGGGUUUUUUGUAGAAAACAUCUUAGAAGCCUCUUGUGUGUCUUUAAGAAUUGUGUUGAGCAGAUAUAAUACAAAUUAUAUAUGCACAUACAUAUGCAGUAAAAUAAGGUUAGUAACCAUAGUGAAGUAAGACAUUCAAAUUGGUAUGGUUCAUAAUCAUAGCUGUUUAGACAUUGGAUGUAAUAGGCGGUAUGCUCAUACAAUUGUAGAGUGAUUGACUAUUAAGGUAAAGAUAAUUCCACAUAUUUCUUCACAUGCGGUAGCAUUACCUGUUCAGCUAAUAAUGUGGGACAAUCAGAAUGCCACCAAUACUUGAAAGCAACAUGAACAUGCUAACGGUGUCACAUCAAGGUGGUAUCAACUGGGACCGAUUUAAAUGAUCAUAGUGAGGUUCUCGUGAACAAUGAGUUCCAUCGUGUUGGUAUUAUCGAUCUCUUGAACGGCUAUGCACUUCAAUCGAGUAAAAUAAGUAGAACUCUUAUACGCGGUGAUGUGGGGUACACACGUCACGGAUUCUAUUGUGGGUUAUUCACAAAUUUACUCCAGUUUAUCCGUACGAAAACAAAGCGCACAAUUGCGGAUAACCAGAUGCAUUUUCCGUUGAGCUUCUCUUAACCGUGAAAAUGUGGUCAUUCCACAAAUCAGGACGGGAAUAACUACAGAUCAUAGGGACGAUAGGGCCGCAGAUAAUAUGAGUUUUGGUAGACCCUACAGCGCCAAUUUAUAAUAGGAGUUGUGGGUAAUAGGGUCGCAGAUAAGAGUUAAACUGUACAGCAUAAUAAUGGCAUGUAAUCUACUAACUCGUAAAGAACAUUGUUUUACGCAGCUAUUGCAGUUAAUAACAAUGUUUUGUUUUUCACAGCUUGUUGGUAUGUUUCAUAUUCUCUGCCAAACACGUCAAUCUUUUUCUUUUUUACAUUGUUUCCACAAUUAAUGUGUUGUUAAAAUUUCCAGUGAGCACAUAUAUACACAGCACAGAUGUUUUGCAAUACCAUUUUAAAACGAUGCUUGAACCUAUCACAUAAAGUGUGUUCACGUACAGUUUAAUUUACACCGUGCACAAAUAUAAUCUCUCAUCGCACUAUUAUCUGCCACAUUGUCUCUGCUCCAGCAAUAAAGGUCUCCUUCUUACAAA